GAGACGAGCUUGCAGUAUAGGUUCAGUACGGCCGCAGUCGCCUAGCGGUCAAGUUCCGCCGCGCACGGACUGAAAGAAAAAAAUAAAAAAAAAAAUAAAAAAAGCGCGCGCUUAGUUCAAACGUCAGAAAAAGGUUCUUUUAGUUGUCUGCUUUUGAAAUAAUCGAGUAGAGAAUUGAAAAGAGUUUAUCGAAAAGGAGGUCGGUAUAAUCUCGAGUUGUUAAUCAACGCUUUUAGUACGAAUAACUGUUAAGAGCCAAGUGCCGGUGGAUAAUGAGUUCGCUGUGAUUGUGAGAGUAUCGUCUUGGUGCGGGUUAAACAGGCUGCCACUUAAAAUGCAAAGCUUAUAGCUGAACCACCAUGGGCCCUCCCAUAAGCGCGUGGCCUUGCGGGCGCGACGCACCAACAGCAAAGGACUGCAGUGAUAAUGUGGUGCAGUGUCAACACAGGUGCAUGUUGCGACAGUUCGUGGAAAACUUCAGAGUGUUGUGUUACAACUUCACGUUCGCGUUGUUGGUGCUACAAUUGAUAUUGAAUCUGAACUUUGUUAACGCGGGACCAGUGAUAUUAAAUCUGGACUAUUUGCAAGGUCCAGUUCCUCUAGCAAGAAAUAUCAGGCAUCUGCCAUGCAUAUCGAGGAGAUCGGGUCAAGAAGGCCUUUGUAUGUUUGCCAUAGAUUGCCUAAAAGCCAACGGCUCCCACCUCGGGACUUGCAUCGACAGGUUCUACUUCGGUUCGUGCUGUCAAAUACCUGACAAAACUGUACUACCACAGAUUAUAGGCAACAAUAUAGAAGACAACUCAAUAGACAGUGCAAACUUCGUACAUCCACAGACGGAAGAAAAAAUUCACAGUACAGUCAGCAAAAUACCAGACAUAUUCCCGACGAGGAAAACCACAACUGAAAAAGCUAUCGUAACUACGACUGACAAGGCGGACACUGUACAAGAUAGGACGGAAGCUAUGGAAAUGGAAACGAAAUCAGAUGACACAAAAUCAGGUGAUAAUAAAUUAACCACUGCACUUGAAACAUCGACGAAGAGUCAAAUUAAAGUUGAAGUUCCACCAGCUACAGAAACACCAGUCAAGCUGUCUACAUUCCAAACAGUUUCGGGUGAUAUAAGCAAUUCGGUAACUGAAGAUACUAAAACAACGGAAAGUGCUAAAGUUACCCAGCAAACAACCACAACAACGGUCAAACCAACUAAGCCUUCUACAACGAGGAAGCCCAUAAAAUCUACAUACAAGCCUAGACCUACAUUCAGACCUACAAACUUUACAAGACCACAAUAUGUGCCAACUACGACCAAACCGAGGCCUACAAAACCUCCUUUGAUAUUCAAUAUCACAAGGAAACCACCGUACAGACUACCUCCGAAGAGGAAUACAACCAAGAGACCUUUGCCAUCUCCACCAAGAUUAAAUAUCACCAUUAUCCCUCAAUCAACUAGUACUAGGCCUAUAUUUACUAGACCAUCUGUUCCAUCUAUCACUUAUAUAAACACAACUGUUGCAACUGAAGAGAAAUCAACAAGUACUACUACUACAACAACAUCAACAACAACAACAACGCCUGCACCAUCUUCAUCAAGUUCUACAGAAGCGUUACCACCAGUGACCGAAAGAAUUACAGAAACAACGGAAACUGUGACAGAAACAUUGAAUUCUUCCUCCACCGAAGCUUUAACUGAGAAAAUUAUGGAAAUCAUAACAACAACUUCAGAUUUACCUAUACAAUCAUCGUCGUCGCAAACAUCACCUGAAACGCCAUUACCAGUUUCACCUUCAAUUGAGAUUUCUACUGAAUCUUCUUCAGAACCAGUACAAGAUUCUCAGCCUUUAGAUUUGUUGCCUUCAUCCUCAUCAGAAGUACCAGUAACAAUGCCAUCAACAUCAGAAACUCCUUCAUCAGAAGCCCCAUUAGAAACAUCAUCAGAGCUACUCAACGAACCCGUUUCACCAGAGAUGCCCACAUCAGAAGUACAACCUUUAGAAGAGCCUACGGUAGAAACAUCUUCUGAAACUGUAUCUACGCAAUCAGAAAAAGAAACAACAGUUUCCGUAGAUGAAAAAGUGACCUUAAAACCUGCUACGGAAGCUGAAAUUCCUACAUCACCUACAGUAGUUGUAUCAACAGAUUUUCCUCCGUUUGUUACGUGGUCUACGGUAGAUGCAGCAACCAAAGCUCCAGAGAAUGUGACGACAGAGCCUGAUGACAAAUGGUCUCCUAUAACUCCACCCGAAGGUUGGGUCCUAAUAUCGACUAUACCACCGACAACACAACCAUCAACAACAACAUCAACAACGACAUCAACGACAACAACUACUACGACAACAACAAUCGAACCACCGACAACCAUCGUCACCACCUUAGAAACGAUUCAACCGGUGACAACAGAAAAGUUGACGACCCCCAGUUCAACAGAACAGACGACGACUACUCAACAAUCAACAACUAUCCAACCAGCAACUACCGGCCAACCCGCUACGACAAUUCAACCACCAAUAACAAUGAAUUUAACGACCCAACAGCCAAUGAUCGAGUUCACUGUGAACGUGACGUUAAGGCCUACGGUAGCUACAACAGUGUUGGCUACACAGGCAACACCAGAGAAUGCUACAGACAGUGAUGUAGCCAACGCCACUGAGAGUUCUACAAGUACAGACGCAGUCACGACUGUCGCACCAUCGACAACUGCUGAGCCAAGUUUCAACAUGUCUAACUACAAAGAAAUUUGCGGCCGUCGGCUUUGGCCACAGGCUCGGAUCGUCGGAGGGCAGAAAUCGGCCUUCGGACAAUGGCCUUGGCAGAUAUCCCUGAGGCAGUACCGCACCUCGACCUACCUGCACAAGUGCGGGGCGGCGCUCCUGAACGAGAACUGGGCCAUCACUGCAGCCCAUUGCGUCGAACACGUCCCACCGUCAGAGCUUCUUGUCCGCUUAGGAGAACACGACUUGGCUAACGACAACGAGCCAUUCGGCUUCGCUGAGAGAAGAGUCCAGAUCAUAGCCAGCCACCCUCACUUCGACCCGGCGACUUUUGAAUACGAUCUGGCGUUGUUGAGAUUCUACGAGCCAGUCACGUUCCAGCCGAACAUUUUGCCGGUGUGUGUACCGGACAACGACGACGAUUUCGUCGGCAAAACCGCCCACGUCACCGGCUGGGGACGAUUAUAUGACGACGGUCCCUUGCCAAGUGUACUUCAAGAAGUGAGAGUACCCGUCAUCAACAAUUCCCUAUGUGAAGCGAUGUACCAAGACGCAGGCUACAAUGAGCACAUACCGAACAUAUUCAUAUGUGCCGGCAGGAAGAAAGGAGGUGCGGACAGUUGUGAAGGCGACAGCGGUGGACCAAUGGUAGUACAAAGGGAAAGGGACAACCGUUUUGUACUAGGCGGAGUAAUUUCAUGGGGCAUCGGGUGUGCGGAACCAAACCAGCCCGGCGUAUACACGCGGAUCUCCGAAUUCAGGGACUGGAUCAAUCAAAUCCUACAGUUCUAAAACUAGCGUUAAACGAAACGCAGCCGCAACAAAAUGGCGCGCGAUCAAAAUGGCUGUUCGAAUCCAUUGAAUGUAGUAAAAAUAAAUCUGGAGAAAUCAAAGCAAUCUUACUAGUUAGAGGAUUUUUGAAAUUGACGAAAUUAAGUCUUCAGUCAAUUUUAUUGGUUCAAAAAUAUUUUUCCUGAGAGUAAAUAAAACAUUCAAGUAAAAUUAUUUUGCUGUUUCAAAUAAUAGUUAUAUUUUGAUAUCACCUAUACAACGAAUUAAUAAUAAUUGCAAAAAGUACACACAAAAAGUCGAUAAAGCCCUUUGUGUAAAUUACCUAUUUGGUAU
Molecule: messenger RNA, 3833 nt
Organism: Chilo suppressalis (striped riceborer)
Lineage: Eukaryota; Metazoa; Arthropoda; Insecta; Lepidoptera; Crambidae
Source: the annotation of a GenBank genome assembly